Molecule: messenger RNA, 1653 nt
Organism: Ilyonectria robusta
Lineage: Eukaryota; Fungi; Ascomycota; Sordariomycetes; Hypocreales; Nectriaceae
Exons: 1
Coding region: 1-1653 (550 amino acids)
Molecular function (GO): protein binding
Source: RefSeq, a predicted model, not a curated record
AUGGACGUCUUACGCAACUUACAUGAUGUACCACUUUGGGUUUUGGACUUGAUCAUUCGUCGGAUACGGGGACUGUUCAACUAUGGACCAUCGACAUCUACACCAAAAGCUCUUGUUGACGAAAUGUCCGUCCAAGAGUGGAAGCAGCAAAUGCGUGACCGGCUCUCAAUCCUCGAGGAGACUAUGGAUCCUCUCAUCGCUGCAUCUAUCUACAACACCGAUUACAGCCCGAUAUAUCGCCUGCCGCCUGAAAUUUUGCUCGUCAUAAUUCGCCAGCUCUUCAACGACGCACCGACAUUUUUCUGCCUCCGACAGGUCUCCCGACUAUUCCGAGAACUCAUCAACAACAAAGAGUUCCAGGGUCAUAUAUUCCCAACGUAUUACGAAUGGGACGAUGGUCUCAACACCCCAGGUGUUCGGUAUUGGAUGAAUGCAGCCAUCAAAUUUAACGUUGCUGUAACCUACCAACGAGCAGCACAUCGUCCUCUAAUCAAGGAGAUUGGCACUCGACUUCGCAGGGAUAGGUUGUGUCUUGCAUGCCAAGAAAGUUACAACUCGAAACCAAAGGAAAAUCUACCCGGUAGAUGUAAGCUGUUUCCGUUGAAGGGCAGUUUUAUCCAUUGCUCUGGGUGCGGGCAUGAUCAUGCGCAGCCGAUGUUCUCGGUGGCUCAGCAAAGGGCGCGUUGGGACCAGCGUAUCUGUCUUGGCAGAGAAGGAUACGUUCGCCUAUGUGAGCAUACAGUAAUCACUUGGGCAGACAUCGAACCUCAUUUGAUCGAAUGGAAUGCGAAACCUCACAUGACUCUGGAAGACUGUGAUGUUACCAUCAAGUGUUGCACUGAGGAGACACACAAUUUCGGCUGCGGACAUAAGACUUCAGCACCGUUUGCCAGACUCUGGUGUGAGGAACCUGGUACAGUUAUGCUGCAGCUCACAUGGCAUCCGCACACCGGACCCUCCAAUUUUAUGAGGUCCGCGGGAGGAGAGAUCCUUGCGUCAGAGAUACGGACAUUGGCCCGAAAAUACCGCCAAAAUGCUGCCCGGUUUAUCGUUCCCGAGGAAGCUGCUGGGCACCUCCCGGAGAUGGAAUGUUUUCCCUUCGGAUAUUGCGAUUGCCUUCAUUACGUCGGACCGGACGACUGUUAUGGUAUUGAUUACUUCGGUUUAGACCAAGGUUCUUCAUCGUCCUCAACAACGUCUUCGACGACAUCCUCGACGACAUCCUCAACGACUGGCCGACAACAUGGGAGACUCGGCAUGACCAAGAGAUUUUGCGGUCACAUUCGGUCUACACUCUGGAACUACUCCCUGCGUUCACUAAUUGCCAUGAGACAAUGUCGCUCUUCAUUCCAUGACCCACGGUCGGUUUGCAUCGAGACACAAUAUACGAAAACCAUCUUCGUUGGGCACCGAAGCCACAAAAACAAUUCUCCUGGAGAUAGCUGGUUCCAUGCGUUGGACCCAGAUUCUUUUGUCGGCGACGAAAGUUGUACUCGUCUUGAGAGAUGCAAAGAUGCAUCCUGCACCAAUCACUAUGCGGCGGAUAUGGGGGUUCAUGAGUCACGCCCGGCUGCACACAAGGCGUGUGGUGAUAAUUGCAUGGUUAGUAGAGGGUCAUCUUCAACUGCAAGUAGCAUCAUGUCAGAGACUUAA